ACUGCAACCAACAUUGAUUCAAAUUUACUGUUGACCAUUAAAAGAUAGGUUAGAUAUCAAGUUGUGAGCCGACAGCCGGGAUCAGCUGUGGUUCUUACUGCCAGAAGUUUCCUGAAAAAAAAAAGUUAAAUCAUAUUGCAACAUAUUACAGAAGAAAUAUGGUAGAGAAAAUUACAGAAGCCCUUAGGGCUAUCAAUUACAAGGGACCAUACACGGACCAAGCUAAAUUGGAGGAACUUAUAGUGCUUGGCCUAGGAAGUCUUAACUUCUUUGAACUGAUAGUGUAUUUGACUAAUGAGAUUAGGGUGCUGUACAAACUGGAUGAGAAUGUCAGUCCUGUUACAUCAUUGGGGGACACAACAGAAUUUAUCAUGGAGCUGAGCUCUUUUCUGAGGGAGCUUGGUUGUCCACAUGAGAAGAUUACACAGGGACAUGUGUCUGGAAGGCUCAGUGAACUCAAUGACAAAAUGGUAUUGAUGCAAUACUUGGUGGGAGAAGUUAUGACUGCUAGGAUCCUUAAAGAGAAGAAGGUGGAUAAUCAAUUUGAUCUGAAAUUGCAAGAAUCAGCGCAUGCGAGCAAUUUGUCCAAGAUAUUGCAGACGUUGAACAUCCCAAAACCUCCGGCCAAUUUAUCUCUGUCAGGGCUUUUCCAAAAAUUGCACACGACUGUGACUGCGUUGGUGCAUAAAGCACCGGAAGAUUUAGUAGGAAAACCGAUUUGCAACUUCAGCAUGCAGGAUAAGCACUGGGAGAUCCUGCAGACGGUGCACAGGAAUCUGGACGAGGAGUACUCGUUUCGCAGGGAGAUGAUGUUGACCAGAUUGGAUUGCACCGUGCAGUCCUUCAAGUGGUCGGAUUCGAUGAAGGGAAAGGAUGAGAUUAUUAAGAAGGCUUACGCCGACAAGCGAAAACAGCUUCGGGUCGAACCGAACGUGCGGAUCUCCGACUUGCUCAGCGCUCGCUCCGACAUUGCCAUCAUCGAGAAGACGAGUAACGCUGGCGUGCGAAAGAAUACGCAGACGUCCAUCAAUAAGGUCUUGAUUGGGCAGGUCCCAGAUCGAGGAGGCAGGACCAACGAGCAGGCGGCUCCGCCCCGCGAAAUGCCAUCCUGGACUGCGGGCGGUGGUAGGGGAGAUUUCAGAGGUCGCGGUUUUGGCCAUCGCGGAAACCAUGACAACCAAAACGCCGCCCGCGCUCAGAUGUACCGUCAACAAGCCGAACAAGCUCAAUCGACCAAUCAGAGUGAUAACUAUAGCCAGAGGGGAGGUUACCAGAGACAAAGUCAAAGCGACCAACCCAGAGGACGUGGUAGCUAUCGCAGAGGUCACGGACACGACGAUCGUUACAGCGAUAACAAUACGCGAGUUGCCUAUGAUUCUGCCGGAAGCUACGGCAGCGAUUCCUUCGAACCCAAAAGGGCUAGAACUUAUGAUAACUACCAGAACACUAGGAUCAACUACGCUGACCAGUACGUACAGGAAACGCAACAAAAUCAACAGUACAACUCCAGAAGGGGUACGGGUGGAAGGAGUCGCGGAAGCCGCAGCGGAAGAGGACGCGGAUAUUAUUGAAAUUCCUUCCACAUCCAUCCUAUUAAUAUUAUAAUCUCCUAUACUGCAUCUUAAGUCUGCCGCGCUUCAGCUAAUAUCGAUCGACUCGAAACGAAACUAUUAUAUAUGAUAUAUAAAUAAUAUGUGUAACCAAAUAAUAAUAAAAAAUGAUUAAUUUAUUUAA
Messenger RNA from Nicrophorus vespilloides, 1734 nucleotides. Its product is annotated as protein FAM98A. Gene Ontology annotation, cellular component: tRNA-splicing ligase complex. The record is from RefSeq and is a predicted model, not a curated record. Bases 159 to 1571 code for a protein of 470 amino acids. The transcript is spliced from 5 exons. Lineage: Eukaryota; Metazoa; Arthropoda; Insecta; Coleoptera; Silphidae.